AUGAACACGCAUUUUCUUUGUCUGCUGGCCAUUGCUGCCGCCCAGCCAUCAAGCCCCCUUUCGCCAGAGCAGCUCAAGCCGCUGACGAGCUUUCGGCAGCAGCAUCGUCGCCUGGUGGAUGGCCGACUGUGCGCGGCUGCGUUCGUUCAGGAUGAGCAGGUUUUCACAGGGUGCUCAGAUGUCGCGCUCUCAGAGAUUUGUGUGCCGUGCGCGCUGGGGACAUGCUGCGUGUCCACGAGAUCAGGCACCAAACCCGAAGGGAGCUAG
Molecule: messenger RNA, 267 nt
Organism: Durusdinium trenchii
Lineage: Eukaryota; Dinophyceae; Suessiales; Symbiodiniaceae
Source: the annotation of a GenBank genome assembly